Molecule: messenger RNA, 3370 nt
Organism: Octopus bimaculoides (California two-spot octopus)
Lineage: Eukaryota; Metazoa; Mollusca; Cephalopoda; Octopoda; Octopodidae
Product: nucleotide exchange factor SIL1
Cellular component (GO): endoplasmic reticulum
Molecular function (GO): adenyl-nucleotide exchange factor activity
Source: RefSeq, a predicted model, not a curated record
UAUAUAUAUAUAUAUAUAUACACGGAGUGAAAGAUAUUACGCAAGCUAAUUAUAACAUCGUCAGUUUGUAAACAACACCAGAUUUGGUUUGAUUUUUUAACCUCUGCGACACAACACCCAUAAAAAUGGUUAAACCACCAUUCAGAUCUGCCUGUUCUCUAUUGCUACUACUGACGUUACUACUGCUAUUCCUCAACUCCUGGCACCAAGUGUCUGCGGAGGAACCAUCCCCAUCUUCAUCAGCUUCUGCAUUGACAGCUGUCAAUACUGAUGAUGAUGGUGAUGAUGGUACUGGUACCAAUGCUGGGAACAAAAAGGAUACAGAGGAUGGUGAGGGUGUUAGUAUAACAAUUGACUCUGAAGGACAAAAGAAGUUAGAUCUAUUCCAACCAUCUGAAGAGUGGCAAGAAGUCAAAGAAGGACAAGCAAUCCCUCCAGGUUUGCAGGUACGACUGGACUUACAGACUGGUCAGAAACAAGCGAAACUAAUGCCAGGCCAAUCAGCAGAAGAUUUGGAAUACUGGAAAUCUGAAAACAGGGAAGGCAUGAGGUACAAAAACAAAAAUGAUUUAACCCCUGAUGACCUGAAGCAAGCUUUGAAACAUUUCAAACAACACAAAAGCAAGGAUCAAGAAGACCACGCAUCGAAAGUUCGCCGUAAGAAGAGGGAUUAUGAGAUGCUGAGAUCAUCUAUAAAAUCUGAUGCUCAAAUCGUCACCAUGUUACAUGAUCAACUGAAAGAUUACGCUGUACUCCAGAAGGAAGAUCUUCAGAGUAUCCUCUCCGAACUGGAAUUCUUUUUGCAUCAGAUUGAUAAUGCCCAGCUGUUUGCCGAACUUGGCGGAAUCUCUCUCCUAGUAAACUUACUAAACAGCACAGACACGGAUGUGAAACACGACACAGCUUUUGUACUCGGAUCAGCAAUGCAGAGUAAUCCUGUUGUGCAGUUAACUGCAGUUGAUGCUGGUGUUAUGCAGAGACUCAUCACUAUGAUUUCCACUGAGCCUUCCCUGGCCGUACGAAAGAAGUGCCUCUAUGCAGCAUCGGUGCUCCUCCGACACAAUCUCUAUGCACAGCAGCGUUUCCUGGCCCUCGGAGGUCUGUCUGCAUUCACACAGCUUUACUCAGAGUCAAAGACAGAAGCAAUUCAAGUGAAGAUUGUAACACUUCUUGCAGACUUGAUCUCAGAAAAGGUAAUUUCGGCAUCUCACUCGCAAGACAACAAUAUUAAAAAUAGAGAAAAACUCCGACAAUAUGAGAGCAUAAAUCUUCUAGAAAAGAUGACCCUAACUGGAUGGUGUGACAGAGUGGCCUCGCUGCUCAACCUCUCCGACUACGACAGCCAGGAGAAAAUACUGACCGCUUCCAAACUUCUAACGUCCAGCUGCAAUCAAAGUUUUCAGCCCUUAACACCCAGGCUACACGAACUCAGUUUUGAGUACUCGGGACUGUGUACGAAAGAGAAAAAUGAGGACCCCACGAGCGAUUUGUACUUCUGCUCGUUACACAACUUGGUCACAGACGUUCUGAACUCUUUACAACAGACACACAAAGUGGAAUUGUGAUUGAGGAAACAUUUUGUUGUGUGUUGUAUAUGUUGUUCUUUUUUGUUGUUGUUAUUGUAUAAAGCCCCCUUCCAUUCAUCACUUCACUCAGCCCUGGUCUGAGGCAGACCCAUGAUGAACGACAUUCAAGCUGAGACCAUGUGACCUUCCUAUGUUUAUUAUUAUUAUUAUUAUUAUUAUUAUUAUUAUUAUUAUUAUUUGUUCAAUUUUGCUCCCAUUUCUUAGCAGGUCUCUUCCUGACAGCUAAGGCUAUUAUCAUUAUUAUUAUUUAUUAUUAUUAUUAUUAUUAUUAUUUAUUAUUAUUAUAACUAUUAUUAUUAUUAUUAUUAUGGCAGUGAGCCGGACAGAAUGCUUAACGGUAUCACGCCCAUCGCUACGUUCUGAGUUCAAAUUCCGCUGAGGUUGAUUUUACCUUUCAUCCUUUCGGGGUCAAUAAAAUAAGUCCCAAUGAAAUGCUGGGGAUGAUGUGAUCGACUUAAAUCCCACUCCCCACAAGCUGCCCUUGUGGCAAAAAUUUGAAAUCAUUAUCAUAAUUUUUAUUGUUAUUAUUAUUAUUAUUAUUAUUAUUAUUAAAGGAUGCGAGCUGGCAGAAUCGUUAGCAUGCCAGGAAAAAUGUUUUGCAGCAUUUCAUCUGUCUUUACGUUCUGAGUUCAAACUCCGCCGAGGUCGACUCUGCCUUUCGUCCUUUCAGGGUCGAUAAAUUAAGUACCAGUGAAACACUGGGGUCAAUGUAAUUGGCAAUGUAAAAGCCUUAUGCCUUUAGUAGAAAGGAUUAUUAUUAUUAUUAUUAUCAUCAUUAUUAUUAUGUCCACAUCCACUAUGCAGGUCUUCCAAAUGCUCUCUUUGUAUCUCUUGGAUACCUCUCAACAACUGUGUACAAGUCCACCUGUGACUCCUGCAACAUGUUGAACCCAACCCUGCAAAGACUUGAACUUCCAGUGUUCCAUCAUCACAUCAUUCCCUCUCUUCCGUUACCAAAUUACCUCAUUUCAUUUCAGAUAUGUUUCCUACAAUGAUAUUCCUAUGAUCAAAGACGUCCCAGCUGUGACCAUUCCAUCGUGUUUUUAUUUGUUUUGUUUUAUUCUUGUUCUUCAAUUAUUCUAUGUUUGGUCUGUCCACACCCUCCAUAGUAUUUUUGGGGCAGUUUAUGUAACCUGUUAGAUUACCAGUUGAGGUUGCUAACAGAUUACCAGUUGAGGCUUUGGUCGGCCCAAGGCUAUAGUAGAAGACACUUGCCCAAGGUGCAACGCAGUAGGAAUGAACCCAAAACCAUGUGGUUGGUAAGCAAGCUACUUACCACACAGCUACUCUUGCGCCAAUGUUUGCGUUUUUUUUUUUUUUAACUAAUUGAGAAAAGUAAAAUGUGAUGCAAUUAACUCUGAUUUCAAUAACUUAUCCUGCAAGCUUACAAUCUAAAUAUAAUUAAGCAUUUGAGCCCUGUCUCAGGACAUGGCUGACCUGACAAGGAUCAUGGGUCUCCAGUGUAAAUAUAAUUUUGUAUUUCGUCUCUUCAUGUUUCCAGUUUGAAAGACCUUAACCAGGGUCAGGGUUGCCCUGUGUAAAUAUAUAUAUAUUUGUCCCUUUCUCCCUCCUGUUUUGGUCAGCCUGACUCAAGAAUCAUGAAUUUCCCAGUGUAAAUAUAACUUUGUUCCUUGCUCCCAUUAAUCUCCGAUGGUUCGACUGUAGUCUUGACUAAACAAAUGUAAUAAAAUGAAACCUUUUCAUGUCACAUGAUGUUAACUAUUUUUCUUGGACCUGAUGACAUCACAAAUUGUUUUUCUUUAAUAAACAUUUUUUCUUUAUAA